AUGGCCUCAUUGAUUGAUAAGUUGAUACAGAGACAGAUUACUGAAGUGAAAGCAAAACCCGAUGACAAAUGUAUAUUAGAACUGUGUGGUUCAGAUGACAACAAAUCACUUUGGUUUCAUUUGCGACCUGUGAGUCAAAUUAAUGGAGAAGUAGUUUUACAAAAGCUGACUCGCACUUUAAACAGCAAUGAACAUUUUUUGGGAGGGUACUUUAAGCUCAACUUUAUUCAUAUUCCAACUUGCAAAGGGGGGAGAAGGGUAAAGAGACCCUUUGAAUCUCUUGAAGCCUGGAUGGAGAGACACAUCAAACAUCAGAAAUUGUUCGACCCUAGCAAUACAAAUGAUUCCAUGUGUUUGGCACGGUGUAUUGUUUACUUGCAAAAGUUUAAAACUGCAAACAAAAGCCGAGCCUUCAGGAUAAGACAUCCUGAUAAUGGAGAGAUAAGAGAAUUUGCAACAAAACUUUGUCAAGAUGCUGGUGUAAAAAUGAAUGAGCCUUGUGGCUAUGAUGAGAUAUGUAAGUUUCAAGCCGUUUUGCCAUCUCAUCGUCUUGUUGUGUUUCUUGACCAGAAUUGUAAAGAAUUUUAUUUUUGUGGUGACACUAAGGAUGUGAACGGAGAUAAGAAACCGUUUCAUUUGUAUAUAUUUUUAAAUAAUGCUCAUUAUUAUGCUGUGAGCUCCAUAACUGCUGUUUUAGGAACAAGUUAUUUUUGUGACACUUGUUUAACAUGUUAUAAAGACACAAACCAUCAUAAAUGCAAACUUUCCUGUGAUAGGUGUCAUGGCGAAGAGUAUCAUGAGAAGACUUUAGGUCUUAUGAAGUGUUUCGGAUGUGGAUUGUGCUUUGCGGGACAAAAAUGUUUCGAUACUCAUCGCAUGCCUGGUUCAAAUGGUAAGAGUAUAUGUCAAGUCAAAAAAUUUUGUGCAAUUUGUGAACGGUCUUACCACAUUACUCAUAAAAUGAAAAAACAUAUAUGUGGUUAUAGAAUUUGUAAUUAUUGUGGUGAAAACAUGCCUGCUGACCACAAAUGCUACAUGACUCCCUGGGAAGAAAAACCUCUGACUAAAGGCGCCCAACAGAUCCGUCUCUAUUUUGACAUUGAAACCGAUCAGUCCUUUGAUGUGGAAGGCAAAGAGGGAUGGAAAGAGCACAAAGCUCGUCUCUUAGUCUCCCAGCAUGUGUGUGAUGACUGUGAAAAAGAUACUGACAUGACAAAAAAUUGUGAUUCUUGUGGUGUAAGGCAAAAUGUUUUUGAAGGUUUUGAGGCAAACUCCAAUGUAGUGUCAGACUUUUUUGAUUUUUUACAGAAGCUCUGUAGCGAGAGGCACAGAGAAAUCACUAUAUUCUGUCACAAUUUUCGCUCAUUUGAUGGCAUUCUUAUUUUUCAAGAGUUGAAAAGGCGGAAAACGCCACCAAAAGUUGUUCUCAAUGGUGCAAAAAUAUUAAAACUAACAGUUGGCAAUUUAGUGUUCAAGGACUCCUUGUGUUUCCUUCAACAACGACUCAAGUCACUACCUAAAAGUUUCGGCCUCACUGAUCUGUGCAAGGGAGACUUUCCCUUUUACAUGAUAGAAGAAAAAUAUUUUGAUUAUGUUGGACCAAUGCCUAGUAAAGAAUUGUACAGCACUUCUCAUCUUAGUGAUCAUGAUUUAAAAGAGUUCAACGAUUGGUAUGAUGAGCAAGUUAGAAAUAAUUAUGAGUUUAAUUUUAGAACUGAAAUAUUAAAAUAUAUAGUAUCCGAUGUAUCUAUUCUGUUACAAGCAAUGGAGAAGUUCAGGACACUAUUUAUGGAGACUGCUCACUUUGACCCUCUCAAACAUUGCACCACUCUCUCUUCAGCAUGCAUGUGUAAUUUUAGAAAAAAUCACUUGGGUAAUUCUCUAAUUGGUAUCGUCCCUUGGGGCGGAUACAGAGGCAGAGACAAGGCAAGUCAUGAGGCCCUGUGUUGGCUGGAUUAUGAAAUGCACAAGUUGGGUAAAAAAAUAAUGACAGCAGAGAAUGGUCGUGAAAAAUUUGUAUUAAAAUAUAAAGUCGAUGGUUAUGUAGAAAUAGAUUUACCUAAUGGCAGAGUUGAGAAAAGAGUCUACCAAUAUCACGGCUGCUAUUUCCACCUUUGCAAAAAAUGUAUACCAGAUGAGGCGUCACGCCAGAAAAUCAGAGGUAGGUCACAGGAAGAUCCCUAUGAAAGGACAAAACAUAUUACAAAAAAAUUAAGAGAUCAUGGUUAUGUUGUCAUUGAAAAGUGGGGUUGUGAGUUCAAACAUGAUUUAGAAAACAAUGAGGAAGUAAAAAAUUAUUUCGCAAACAAUCCUUUCAAAAGAAUGAAACCUCUGAACUUACGUGACGCUAUUUGUGGAGGAAGGACAUCAGCGCUUUACACUGAAUAUGUGGCAAACUUGAAACUCGGCGAAAAGUUGAAAUUUUUCGACGUGGUAUCGGAAUAUCCCUUUUGUAUGUUUCGUAUGGCUUACCCAGUGGGUCACCCCACUAUUUAUCUUGAAGGCGAUGUGGACAUGCCUGAAAUAGAUAAAAUGAACGGUGUUAUUUUGGCUACUGUGUUGCCACCCAAGGACUUAUUUUUACCUGUGUUACCUUAUAAAUGUUGUAAUAAAUUAAUGUUUCCACUCUGUAGAACUUGUGCUGAAAAUAUGAGUAAGACAGAUUGCCAUCAUUCUGAUGAGGAGAGAGAAAUUGUAGGCACUUGGUGUGCCCCUGAACUGCAAUUAGCUGUAAAAGAAAAAUAUGUUAUUAGGAAAAUACAUGAAUGUUAUCAAUAUGACUCUGUGAAACAAUAUGAUCCCAAAACAGGUCAAGAUGGAAUGUUUUCCUCCUAUGUCCGACAAAACAUGGCCAUGAAAAUUGAAGCUAGUGGUUGGCCGAGCAAUGUGACGACUGAAGAAGAGAAAGAUGCCUUCAUCAAAAAACAUUUUGAAAAGGAUGGUAUUGUGUUGGAUAAAACAAAAUUCCAACGCAACCCUGGCAAAAGGUAUCUUGCCAAAUUGAUUUUAAAUUCCUUUUGGGGAAAACUGGGAGAGAGAACUCUCCGAACAAAGACCGAGUUUGUCAAGAACUAUGCUGAGCUUGCACGACUCACCGAGGAUUCCACAAUUAAGAUCUCAUCAGUUCUGCCGUUGGAUGACGAUUUACUUCAAGUUGUCUACACUCCCCAUGAGGAUUUGGAAGACUCUCUCCCAACAACAAGUCUCGUCAAUGCUGCAUUCACCACUUGCCAUGGUCGAAUCGUUCUCUACAACUAUUUGAAGGUAGUUGGCGAGCGGGCUCUGUACCAUGACACAGACUCUAUCUGUUUCAUUUCCAAGCCGGGCUACCCUGAGCCAAAGCUGGGAGAGUAUCUUGGCUGUCUCAGCGACCAAUUGGAAGACGACCAUGGAAAAGGCUCAUAUGGAAUCUCCUUUGUAAGCGGGGGGUGUAAGAACUAUUCUUACCAGGUCUGUGUAAAAGGAAAUAAAGACACGAUCAAGAGCAUUGUCAAAGUGCGCGGCGUCAGCAUAAAUAAUUCUUGUAGCCAGCUUGUAACCUUUGACAAAUUAAAAGAAAUGGUGAGAGGUGAAACUGAGAGCACCACCAUACACAUCCCAUCCAUGAUUGACAGAAAGAAUUGGAAAAUAAUAACUAGACCCGGCCACAAAACGUGGCGCGUAUGUCUGAACAAGAGGAAACGGUUAGAAAACAACAUGACUGUUCCUUAUGGGUUUUCGGGUACUCUGUUUGACGCCGAAGACUACGAGACCAUUGACAUCCUUCACGGGCUCUCAGAUGUGUAA
This is a messenger RNA of Frankliniella occidentalis (western flower thrips), 3786 nucleotides long. RefSeq lists its product as uncharacterized. NCBI's taxonomy places the organism in Eukaryota, Metazoa, Arthropoda, Insecta, Thysanoptera, Thripidae. Gene Ontology annotation, biological process: DNA replication. Bases 1 to 3786 code for a protein of 1261 amino acids. Gene Ontology annotation, molecular function: DNA binding; nucleotide binding; DNA-directed DNA polymerase activity. The transcript is spliced from 3 exons. The record is from RefSeq and is a predicted model, not a curated record.